Blepharisma stoltei is the source of this 1094-nucleotide messenger RNA. The record is from the annotation of a GenBank genome assembly. NCBI's taxonomy places the organism in Eukaryota, Ciliophora, Heterotrichea, Heterotrichida, Blepharismidae.
AUGAGCACAGAAGGUAAAAAACAAUCAGCCAAAAAAGAUGCCGCUCUUCAUUUAUUUCUUGAAGCCUGAAAAGAACGAGAAGAAGAGCAACACUCCCUCAAAGAGCAAGAAGCAUUUACGCUAAAUCUAGAAAUCAGCAAAUUAACCAAAGAGCUAGAAAAUAUCAACAAAAAUAUUAACGAGCUUGUAAUAGAAAACGCUCAACUAAAAUCCAGAUAUAACUCAGCCGCAUCAGAAAACAAAAAACUUGAGCAAUUCAAAGCAUAAUUAAAUAUGGCGUCUAUGCCAACGUACUUAGAGCACAUAUUUAAUUAUAUCCCGCAAGGUUUUAUCAUCCCAGAAAUGGAUAGCAUGCUAGGUAAGCAAUUCUUGAUGGAUCAGGGUCUAGCCUAAGUCCGCUUUCAAAUAUGGAUUUUACUUCAAGAGCCGGGUGGUGCAGAAGUUGGAAUCGGGUCGCCUAGCAAUGUCUAGGGCAAUGCCUAGACCAUUCCGGCUCUUCACCAGCGUGAAACAGAAGUUACGCCCUGUGCUACGUGUUUCCUCUUUUUGCCGAGAUUCGAUCAGAAAUUUCAUAUUUUUGGGGGAUUUUUGUGUGGACAACCUUUGUUUUCCCACCCAACUGUCUCAAGCAAGGCUGGCAGGGAGGAGAUACUGCCAUCCCUGGUGAGGGCGCAUUCGCAAGCGGUAGAAUCUCCCGUAUCGGAAAUCCUCAGCAAUUUUCAUAAAAAUUAGGGCAAGAGCCUGCUAAUAAGUUAAGUUAAGAUCAAUUCAAAGCAAAUCUGUUGAAUUCAAUUCAAGAUCAAGAAGAUAGGCCAUCACUUGAUUUUACUCCAAGCGUUCCACAAAGCCCACUGCUAAAUUUCAGUUCAUUAACCCCACGUGAUAGACUUAUUGAUGGAAAACGAUUUUUUGCAGAAUCAAAAUCAAGGCUUUCAUAUGAAAAUUUUUCAAAAUUAUUGUCAUAUGUAAAACAAUUUAAUGAUAAAUUUGUAGGGAGAGAACAACUGCUGAGUGAAGUUAGCACAAUAUUUGGAAGGGAAAACAGAGACCUUUAUGAGAAUUUCAGUGCGUUAUUAUCUCGGACUUCUGAGUAG